Messenger RNA from Exophiala oligosperma, 1650 nucleotides. RefSeq lists its product as uncharacterized. Bases 1 to 1650 code for a protein of 549 amino acids. NCBI's taxonomy places the organism in Eukaryota, Fungi, Ascomycota, Eurotiomycetes, Chaetothyriales, Herpotrichiellaceae. The transcript has 3 exons. The record is from RefSeq and is a predicted model, not a curated record.
AUGACGACCACUACCACCAGCACCACCACAACCAACACCUUGACGAUCAAGGCCCAGCCUCCCGUUGAGGUCUCGAAAUACCCCAAACUCGACGCCAAACAGGCCGGCCAUCUGCGCCAUUUCCACAAUCUGGUCUCUCAGAUUGACGGCGAGUGGAACCAUUUCGGCUCCCUCGAAGCUCAGCAGGAAUGGGACGAUGCGUAUCGAUACCAGUUGGCCACGAUGGCGUACGCCACAGGUCUCGCGCACUACCAUCGCCUCCCGGCGAUGAGGACCGCCUUCAAGACCCUCCUGCGCCGCAUCAUCCACAAGAUGCUCCGCCGUGAAGUCUGGGGAUACUGGUUCAGCACGAGCCUGGGCGGGAAACUUCUCGACCCCGACCUGAAAGAGCUUCGGAAGCCUUGGGCUGACCCCGUCAUCAAAGAGAAUAUCAUGUACUCGGGACACCUUCUCUUGAUGACCAGUCUGUACGCCAUGCUCUUCGACGAUGACGAGUUCGAGAAAGAGGGCAGCCUGACCUUCAAUUGGAAUCCGCUAUUCUUCGGCAUGGGACCAGAAAAAUUCUCGUACGACAAUCGAAGCUUGCAAAAGGUCAUCUUCCAGCAGAUGGAGGAGAACGAUUGGGUCGGGGUGUGCUGUGAACCGAACGCGGUGUUUGUGGUUUGUAACCAGUUCCCGAUCAUCGCCAUGAGGUAUAAUGAUAGCCGGGAUGGAACGAACAAUGUCCAGGGUGUUCUUGAAAAGUACGAAGCAUCUCUUAUCAAAAAGGGCAUGCUGAACGAUUCCGGACUGUAUCCGAGCUUCUUUGCGUUGAAACAACGAUCAACUCGGCCAGCCAGACAAGGCGCUCAUACUGCUUGGGCAAACGCAUACAUGAACACCUGGAACUCGGAAAAGGUUCAUUCCUUGUAUGAGAGUCAAGUUCUAGGGUUCUUGACCACUGUCGGCGGAAAGACUCGACUCUUACCUACUCGCGUCUCCAGCGCGUUUCGGCAUCUCGUCCUAGAAAAGGGCGAAGACCCCGACAGCGAAGAGACACUGCGGAAAGCUCGUGAGAUGUCACCUCAAUUUGUCAGUCCUGCUUUCCCCUUCGAGGCGGUCAACUGGAACGGGUUCGCGCAGAUGCUCUCGGAGCUGGGGAAAGAUAAGGAACUUGAUGACUUGCUCGAGUAUGCGGACUCUCGUCUAAACCCGACAUGGGAGAAUGGUGGCCUAUAUUAUCCGCGCAACGAUGCGGUCAUGGACGAGGAUGGAAACUUGGUUCACAUGGAGCCACACUCGGGCAACUCUGGGAUUGGGUAUUCUCGACUGAAUGUCAAGGACGGGCAGAAGAUGAUGUGGGAACAGCCUUGGACGCGCGAGAUACUGGCGAAGAGACCCUUUGUAGACGACGUUGGCUUCGCCGACGGGGUGGAUUUCCUUCGAGGUGCUUGGGAUGCCGAGGCCCAUGCAAUGGUCGUCACUUUGAAGAGUUGGACCGGACAAGACACUGAAGUUUCGUUCUCCGUCAAGAAUCUCGAGAGAGGGGAUUGGGCUGUUUAUGUCAAUGGUGAAUUGCAGCAGACGACGACGGUCAAAGGUUCGGAGAGUGUAGGUGUGACGGUCACCGCAGGGAACGAUGAGGUCGAUGUCGUUGUUUCGCAGAUUUGA